AUGCGGCCCACUCAAACCUCAACAUUCGCUCCAAAAACCCCAGAGCUUUCUAUAAACUCCAUAUUUAACCGUCGCCGUGCAUCCACAAACACCUCAUCAGAACCCUCCGACUCUGCCGAAACAAGCGUCACAGGAGCGCCCGAUAUCACAAAUUAUUACACAAUCUUCACCCGGACAAUCCCCACCGGGCCCCCACCAGCUUCAAGCUUCGAUAUUUCAGCCAGCGAUCUUCGUCGCGAAUUUCUUCAAUUGCAAGGUCUAGUGCACCCAGACAAAUACCCCGCCGGUGAAAUAAAGCAACACGCCGAGGCGCUAUCAGCCCGCAUCAACGAGGCUUACCGCACUCUUCUAGACCCGCUCCAGCGGGCACAAUAUCUCCUGCGAGAAUGGCAUGGAAUUGAUGUUACUGCCGAAGAUGCAUCAACUAAGCACGCACUUGAUGCCGAGACCCUGAUGGAGGUUAUGGAGGUACAAGAAACAAUUGAGGAAGUCGGCGCUUCGCCGGAAGCUGAAGAGGAAAUUAAUUCAUUGAAGCAGGAGAACAAGGCGCGCAUUCAGGCGUGUGUAAAGUCUUUGGGUGCCGCUAUUGAUCGCGGGGAUAUCGAGAAGGCAAGACAGGAGUGUGUGCGUUUGCGCUUUUGGUACAGUGUUGGCGAGGGCCUUCACGAGUGGCAGCCUGGCCAUACGGAGAUUCGUCUUGUUCACGGCCACUAA
Penicillium angulare is the source of this 714-nucleotide messenger RNA. Its product is annotated as J-type chaperone JAC1. NCBI's taxonomy places the organism in Eukaryota, Fungi, Ascomycota, Eurotiomycetes, Eurotiales, Aspergillaceae. Gene Ontology annotation, biological process: protein complex oligomerization; [2Fe-2S] cluster assembly. Bases 1 to 714 code for a protein of 237 amino acids. The transcript has a single exon. Gene Ontology annotation, cellular component: mitochondrion. Gene Ontology annotation, molecular function: ATPase activator activity; protein-folding chaperone binding. The record is from RefSeq and is a predicted model, not a curated record.